Molecule: messenger RNA, 2174 nt
Organism: Ceratitis capitata (Mediterranean fruit fly)
Lineage: Eukaryota; Metazoa; Arthropoda; Insecta; Diptera; Tephritidae
Product: FGGY carbohydrate kinase domain-containing protein
Exons: 7
Coding region: 351-2012 (553 amino acids)
Biological process (GO): carbohydrate metabolic process
Molecular function (GO): phosphotransferase activity, alcohol group as acceptor; kinase activity
Source: RefSeq, a predicted model, not a curated record
UACGAAGCUUUUCUACGUCAAUCAACUCAGCAGACCAACCGACCGACCACUGGAUCUCCAUUAUCAGUAAUUUUUUUUAGCUUUCAGCGAUUUAUGGCAAAUUUUCUACUGAUAAUGCUUAAAAUAUAAAUAAAACUACGUGAAUAGACAAAUCGCGGGUCAAUUAAAAGCAGAAACGCUCAGUCUUUCUCAGAUCGCUAGCGCUCACGGUGCGAACAAGUCGCCAAAUUGAAAGCAACGACAAGACGGCCGUUAGUUUGAAUAGUGAAUAAACGCGAAUUUGUAUUUCGGACCGGUUCUUUUGCGUUGUGUUGUCUACAGAUUGUUGAUAUUGCGCCUCUUCACGCGUCAUGAGCGAUAAUACAUACUUUGUGGGUGUUGAUGUGGGCACGGGCAGUGCCCGUGCAGCGCUUGUCGAUUUAAAGGGGAAGGUUCUGCAGCAACAUGUAAAGGCCAUACAGACUUGGAACUCGGAACGCGACCAUUAUGAGCAAUCAUCCGAGGAUAUUUGGAAUGCGGUCUGUCAUUGUGUGAAGAUUGUGACCAAAGACAUCAAUAAAGAGUAUGUGAAAGCGAUCUCUUUCGACGCUACUUGCUCUCUGGUCGUCUUGGACAAAAAGGGUGAGCCACUCACAGUUAGUAGGACCAAUGAAAACGAACGGAAUAUUAUACUGUGGAUGGAUCAUCGUGCACAGGCCGAAGCCGCACUAAUCAAUGCGACCAAACACGAGUUGUUGCAGUACGUUGGCGGCCAAGUAUCACUUGAGAUGGAAAUACCAAAAUUGCUUUGGCUCAAGGGGAAUAUCAAGAGUACCUGGAACAAAAUUUGGCGUGCUUUCGAUUUGCCAGACUUCCUUACGUGGCGUAGUACCGGCGUUGAUACACGCUCACUCUGUUCGGUGGUUUGUAAAUGGAAUUACGAUGCUAUGAAUAUGCGUUGGAGUGUAGAUUUCCUUAAGCAGAUCGGCUUAGAUGAUUUGUGUGUUAAUAAUUUCGAAAUAAUUGGGCAACGCAUCUGUGAGCCUGGUGCGGCGGUAGGCGCAGGUUUAACCGAACAAGCCGCUAAGGACUUAUCACUAUUGCCUGGUACAAUUGUGGGCACUUCACUAAUUGAUGCGCACGCCGGCGCUUUGGGUAUGUUCGGCUGUCGUGCUGCUUUAGAAGCGAGUGAUAAGCUGCUUGAGACUUCACUGGAUGAUCUACAAGGCAAGAUGGCACUUAUAUGUGGCACAUCGACCUGUCACAUGAGUUUAACACGCGAUCCUUGCUUAGCGCAUGGUGUUUGGGGUCCUUAUAGGGGCGCCAUAUUGCCGGAUUAUUUUCUCAGUGAAGGUGGACAGAGUGCGGCUGGCAUAUUAUUGGAUUUUGUGGUAAAAUCACAUACACAAUAUACCAAUAUACAAGCGAAAUUGGGCAAGAAUGAGCAUAUCUAUACAUAUUUGAAUAAUCUAUUGGAGAAGAUGUGUUCGGAGCGUAAGUGUGGAGAUAUUUGUUAUCUAACAAAGGAUCUACACGUGUGGCCGGACUUUCAUGGCAAUCGUUCGCCUAUUGCAGAUCCGAAUUUGAGGGGCAUGAUAUCCGGCCUGAAUAUGAAUGCGGACGAGGAGUCGUUGGCCCUCUUGUAUUUGGCUUUUGUACAAGCAUUAGCAUAUGGCACCCGUCACAUCAUCGAUAACCUUGUCGAAAAAUAUAAACGUGUACCUUACAGUAGUAUGCUGUUCUGCGGUGGUCUCGCAAAGAACAAUGUUUACGUACAGGCACAUGCCGAUAUCUGUCAAUUGCCCGCUGUGAUACCCAAUGAGCAAGAAAUGGUUUUGGUCGGUGCUGCAAUGUUGGGCGCAUGCGCUGCAAAGGCUUAUGAGACUUUAGAGAUUACCUCAAAGGAAAUGGGCGGUACCGGCGUGUUGCUCAAGCCGAAAGCAUCGACUAAAGAUUAUCACAAUCGCAAGUAUCGCGUUUUCCUACAAAUGCUAGAGGAUCAGCGCAAAUACAAAGAGAUUAUGGAGAAAUGAGUAAAGAUAAAACAAGAUGAAAUAAUUAAAUUAUGUGUUCUUAUACAUUUAUUUUAUCGUCAUUUUCUGACAUUUGGCUAAUUGGUAUGAUUUUUAAUGACUUCGCUUAAUAUUUUCUGUGUUGUUGUUAUGUGUUAUUAAAUAUGUAACUAAUUACUUUAA